Messenger RNA from Suillus plorans, 899 nucleotides. RefSeq lists its product as uncharacterized. The coding region runs from base 112 to 579 and encodes 155 amino acids. Gene Ontology annotation, molecular function: protein binding. Lineage: Eukaryota; Fungi; Basidiomycota; Agaricomycetes; Boletales; Suillaceae. The record is from RefSeq and is a predicted model, not a curated record. The transcript is spliced from 4 exons.
CGAUACGGGGACGCGUUCAUUCGCGGGAAUAAUGUGUUGUACAUUUCUGCUGCAGAACCGCUAUAAUCAUAUAGUCGCUUUGACUCUUAUCGUACAAUGUGAACAUACUUCAUGCAGAUCCUCGUUAUGAACGCGGCAGCCCGCAAUGCAUGUAUAACUGGGGACCUGCCUACUACUACACAGUUGUUCACACACCAAAUCGACGCCGAUCCCAACAACUUUGAUUUCUAUGCCAAUCGUUCAUUCGUCAUGGCGAGACAGCUUGCCUGGAAUGACGCGCUUCAGGAUGCGACCAAGUCAGUUAGCAUUGAGCCCUCCUCGAUUGGCUAUAUCUCCAAGGGCCUCGCCCUCUGCGGAAACCAGCAGGUGCACGACGCAAUGGCAGAAUUAGACCUCGCGUUCACGUUCACGAACGCAGACCCAAAGACGACUCAUUUCCUUUUCUUGAUUAAGGCUAUCGCGUUGUUCAACGUCAAUCCCCGCGAACAGACCGUGCUGCCCGUCCAAGAGCUAGCCGCUCAGAUGCUAGUAAGGACAAGACGUGGUCUACACAAACAUCUGCACAAACUGAGUAAUUAAGUCCGUGGACUCCGCACUUGACAUCGCAUGCUGUCACUCAGAAGUCUCUUUCUGGGGGGCAUCAUCAGUGCGAACUGGCUGGCUUUGACUUUCUGCAGAGAAAUGGCGCGUGUAAGUUGGACAUGCUCAAGGUCAGGACGGAAGAGUUGCAGGAAAGAGCGUGUUUUUUUCAAUGCGUAUGGCCAUUGACUCUAACCCAUGGCAGUGUGUCAGUGAAUCCUAUCCUACUGCGCCACACUGUCGUUCAAGCAAGUUAAACGCGCACAAAGACAUUUCACACGAUAUUCCUGAAACUGUUCAUGCACGUCCGUCAUUGUUGA